Miscanthus lutarioriparius is the source of this 618-nucleotide messenger RNA. The record is from the annotation of a GenBank genome assembly. NCBI's taxonomy places the organism in Eukaryota, Viridiplantae, Streptophyta, Magnoliopsida, Poales, Poaceae.
AUGGCGCAGAUCCUCCCCGGGCCCGGAGCCCAGGCGCCGCCGCCGCUCCCCGACCACCUUGUCGAGGAGAUCCUCGUCCGGGUCGCCUCCCCCGCGGACCUUGCCCGCGCCGCAGCAGCGUGCGCCUCCUUCCGCCGCCUCGUCGCCGCCGCCUCAUUCCUCCGCCGCUACCGCUCCCUCCACCCGCCGCUCCUCCUCGGCGUCCUCACGGCCCGAAGAUUCCUGCCCGCCGAAGCUCGCCACCCCAACGCGCUCAGCGCGCACGCCCUCGUCCGCGCCGCCGACUUCUCCCAGUGCCAAGGAACCGGCUGGAUUCACUGCGACGCCCGCGACGGCCGGGUUCUCCUGAUGCGCUCUGAGCAUGCGAGCGGCCAUAUCAUCCUCCCGGAACUCGCCGUGUGCGACCUCUUGACGCGGGGGUGCACGCCGCAGCCGACCAUACCAGAGAGCCUAGUAUCCUCCGUCCUUGGUCCGGCACGGGACGAGCACAUUGGAAAUUUCAUCGCUUUCUUUGUCCCUGCAGCAGACUACGAGGAGACACAGUUCAGGGUGGUUGCCUGGGGGUACUGUGAAGCACUGGCUGUGGCAUUUGCCUACUCUUCGCUUUCUGGCACCUAG